This is a messenger RNA of Knipowitschia caucasica, 816 nucleotides long. The record is from the annotation of a GenBank genome assembly. NCBI's taxonomy places the organism in Eukaryota, Metazoa, Chordata, Actinopteri, Gobiiformes, Gobiidae.
AUGUCGACCGUACGAGGCGCCAUCUUGAAUAUAUAUGAUGCUAACGUGUGUAGCGAUGCUAACGUGUGUAGCGAUGCUAACGUGUGUAGCGAUGCUAACGUGUGUAGCGAUGCUAACGUGUGUAGCGAUGCUAACGUGUGCGCUGAUGCUAACGUGUGCGCUGAUGCUAACGUGUGCGCUGAUGCUAACGUGUGCGCUGAUGCUAACGUGUGCGCUGAUGCUAACGUGUGCGCUGAUGCUAACGUGUGCGCUGAUGCUAACGUGUGCGCUGAUGCUAACGUGUGCGCUGAUGCUAACGUGUGCGCUGAUGCUAACGUGUGCGCUGAUGCUAACGUGUGCGCUGAUGCUAACGUGUGCGCUGAUGCUAACGUGUGCGCUGAUGCUAACGUGCGCAGCGACGCUAACGUGCGCAGCGACGCUAACGUGCGCAGCGACGCUAACGUGCGCAGCGACGCUAACGUGCGCAGCGAUGCCAACAUUAGCAGUGACGCUAACGUGUGUAGCGACGCUAACGUGUGCAUUGAUGCCAACAUUAGCAGUUACGCUAACGUGUUCAGUGAUGCAGUAUGCCUGGCGCAGCUCCAGAGUCCAUCUGCAGCUCUCCGGCUUCCACAGGUGGAUAUGCAGCAGAGGAGACACGACCAGAUGCCCUUUCGCUCGGAGGGAGAGAGACGCCCCCCCCCCUCCCCCCCCCCCUCAGCCUCUCGCUCGCCUCACCCACGUCUAAUGCAGACUGACCGCCCCCGUCUCCCCUCGCAGCCCUCUCUCCUGGAUGCUAAGGACGAGCUAAUGUUGUCCUCAUAUGGCCCACUUUGA